This is a messenger RNA of Mesorhabditis spiculigera, 912 nucleotides long. NCBI's taxonomy places the organism in Eukaryota, Metazoa, Nematoda, Chromadorea, Rhabditida, Rhabditidae. The record is from the annotation of a GenBank genome assembly.
AUGGACGACAUCAGGAACAAGCUAACGCAAUUUGCCAUCGGCGUCGGCGAGAAGUUUACGCCAGUUUUGAAGGAGAGCAAAUUCCUGGAGACCGGCGUGCUGACCCCCGAGGAGUUUGUGGUUGCCGGCGAUCACUUGGUCCAUCACUGCCCCACAUGGCAAUGGGCCCGGGCUUCCGAUUCGUCAAAAACUCGCGACUAUCUGCCAGCCGACAAGCAAUUUUUGAUCACACGAAAUGUGCCGUGUCGACAGCGAUGUCGUCAGAUGGAAUAUGACCCCCGGCAGGAAAAGGUGUUGUCAACGGACGAAAUCGGCGCCGAAGAAGGGUUUGCCGGGGACGAGGAUAGCGGAUGGGUGGACACACAUCAUUAUCAUCAACAACCACAGCAAGUCGCCAUGGAUUUGGAUCAGCCCAGCGAGAAGACGGCCUCAAACGAAGCGGACGAUGACGAUGAGGUGGAUUUGGAUGCCCUCGUCGACAGUGGAGACCUCGAGGAAGCCGAUCCGAAUCGAUUCGUGGCGCAUCAAGAGCAGCGAGGGGCAGCCGAGGUGGAGAAGCCGCGAACAUAUGAUCUCCACAUCACCUACGACAAAUUCUAUCAGGUUCCCCGGUUGUGGCUGGGUGGAUAUGAUCAUGAUCGUCGCCCGCUCACCGCCGAUGCCAUGAAUGAGGACUUUUCGGCGGACCAUGCCAAGAAGACGAUCACGAUCGAGACACAUCCCCAUAUCGAGGGUCCGCCAAUGGCCAGUGUCCAUCCCUGUAGGCAUGCCGAGACGAUGAAACGACUCUGCGAUCAAUUGACGGAAAAUGGAAAAGAGCUCGGCGUCCACCAAUAUAUGCUCGUUUUUCUCAAAUUCGUCCAGGCGGUGGUGCCAACAAUCGAAUACGACUACACGAAAAGCAUCAAACUG